Molecule: messenger RNA, 3558 nt
Organism: Coffea arabica (coffee)
Lineage: Eukaryota; Viridiplantae; Streptophyta; Magnoliopsida; Gentianales; Rubiaceae
Biological process (GO): protein phosphorylation
Molecular function (GO): protein kinase activity; protein binding; ATP binding
Source: RefSeq, a predicted model, not a curated record
CAGACUACUUAAUCAGGGCGGGUGCUUACAUUUCAUCCAUCUUAUCUUAAUUACGGCCUUUCAUAGUACUAUAGCAUCGAUGGAUGUUGUAUGCAGCGGAGUUGUUCUUCUCAUGAUACUGCCUAUUGCACCAGUUGCAGUAGCAGCAGCACAGGAGUCUGCUGUGAAUUUAUUGGAAGCUGAAGCACUGCGCAAGAGUGGCUGGUGGGGAGACAGCAGUAUUACUGCAACAAACAUCUCUGCCCACUGCCACUGGUCUGGUAUCAUUUGCAACGAUGCUGGUAGCGUUACCGAAAUACUACUUCCGAACUGCAGAAUUCAAGAUGGGUUGACAAAUUUCAGCUUCUCUUCUUUUCCGAACCUGGUUAGACUGGAUCUCAGUGGAAAUGGUCUAUACGGAGCCAUCCCACAUCAAAUAGGUGCACUCUCCAAACUCACCUAUCUCAAUUUAUCUUCCAACGGACUCCAAGGUGAGCUUCCAUCUUCUCUGGUAAACCUCACGCAACUAGCACAUCUCGAUGUUUCUUCGAACUCGAUUGGAAGCUUAAUUCCUCCAGGUAUCGGAAACCUGACAAAUUUGGUUACUCUAGACUUGAGCCACAAUUCUUUUGGGGGUCCCAUUCCUCCAACUCUUGGACAAUUGUCCAAUUUAGGCUCCCUUUACCUCGAUAAUAACAACUUUAAUGGGACAAUUCCUUCAGGUAUUUUUAAUUUGACAAGUCUUUCCCGACUAUACAUUUACUCAAAUCCCGCAAUGGGAGGAUUUCUCUUAGAAGAAAUAGGAAAUUUGAAGAGUUUAGUUGCAUUAGACUUGAGUAACAAUGGAUUUUCUGGUAGCAUCCCUCCAACUCUUGGACAAUUGUCUAACCUUGACAUUCUUGGCCUCAGCAAUAACCACUUUAGCGGGACAAUUCCUUCAGCUCUUUUUAAUUUGACAAGUCUUUCCAGACUAUACAUUCACUCGAAUCCCUUAAUGGGAGGAUUUCUCCCAAAAGAAAUAGGAAAUUUGAAGAGUUUAAUUGCAUUAAAGUUGAGUUACAGUGGAUUUUCUGGUAGCAUUCCUCCAACUCUUGGACAAUUGUCUAACCUUGACAUUCUUGGCCUCAACAAUAACCACUUUAGCGGGACAAUUCCUUCAGCUCUUUUUAAUUUGACAAGUCUUUCCCAACUAUACAUUCACUCGAAUCCCUUAAUGGGAGGAUUUCUCCCAAAAGAAAUAGGAAAUUUGAAGAGUUUAAUUGCAUUAGACUUGAGUUACAGUGGAUUUUCUGGUAGCAUCCCUCCAACUCUUGGACAAUUGUCUAACCUUGAAAUUCUUGACCUCAGCAAUAACCACUUUAACAGGACAAUUCCUUCAGCUCUUUUUAAUUUGACAAAUCUUUCCUUACUAUACAUUCAGUCGAAUCCCUUAAUGGGAGGAUUUCUCCCAAAAGAAAUAGGAAAUUUGAAGAAUUUAAUUGCAUUAGACUUGAGUUACAGUGAAUUUUCUGGUAGCAUCCCUCCAACUCUUGGACAAUUGUCUAACCUUGACAUUCUUGACCUCAGCAAUAACCACUUUAGCGGGACAAUUCCUUCAGCUCUUUUUAAUUUGACAAGUCUUUCCCAACUAUACAUUCAAUGGAAUCAAAUUUUUGGUUCCAUUCCCUCUGAAAUAGGAAAUUUGCAAAUUUUGGAAUAUCUCGAUCUUGGGUCCAACCGGCUGACUGGUCAAAUCCCUCCGACCGUUGGCAAUCUGACUGCUCCAGUUAAUUUGGACCUCUCUUCUAACAAAAUAAGUGGUUCCAUUCCCUUUGAAAUAGGAAAUUUGAAAUAUUUGGAACAGCUUCUCCUUGGGUCCAACCGACUGACUGGUCAAAUCCCUCCGACCCUUGGUAAUCUGGCUGCUCUAUUUAUUUUGGACCUCUCUUCUAACCAAAUAAGUGGUUCCUUGCCUCUUGGACUUUCUGAGAUAACUUCUCUACAAAUUCUAGAUCUUUCCUCAAACCAAAUUAGAGGCCCAAUUCCUACCCAAUUUGUGGAUGACAUGCUUAAAUCCUAUAGGCCCAUUUUCACUUUGAAUCUUUCCCACAAUAUUCUCUCUGGCACCGUCCCCUCGUCUCUUAUGCAACUGUCGGACGUCGACCUGUCCUAUAAUGCUUUGGAAGGUGAACUUCCGUGUGACCUUGGCUUUCAGUUUGGUUCAGAAAGAUUUGUCGGCAAUCGAGACUUGCGUUACAAUUCCACACUUUGUGGUGCAUCUCCUUCUGUUAUGGGAAAUCAUAGACAUCACACCCUCUACUACAUCAUAGUUCUUGGCGUACCCUUGUUGGUGUUCGCAAUAACUGGCGGAUUAGUAAUUUAUAUCUGUUGCUUCAAGAAAGUGGAAGUUGAUCUGAUGGACAAUAAACAUGGAGACAUUUUCAGAAUAUGGAACUAUGAUGGACAUAUGGCUUACGAAGACAUAAUUAAAGCAACAAAUGACUUUGGUGUCAGUUAUUGCAUCGGGACAGGGGGGUAUGGCAGCGUGUACAGAGCUCGGUUGCCAAGUGGGAAAGUAGUGGCUUUGAAAAAGCUUCACCGUCUGGAAGGCGAGAAUCCAAAUUUUGACAAGAGCUUUAGGAAUGAAGCCGACGUGCUUUCUAAAAUCAGGCACAGGAACAUUGUAAAGCUCUUCGGAUUCUGUCUGCACAAGCGAUGCAUGUUUCUGAUUUAUGAGUACAUGGACAGAGGAAGCUUGUUUUGUAUCUUGAGAGAUGAAACCGAAGCUGUGGAGCUGGACUGGAUUAAAAGAGUGAAUUUGAUCAAGGGCAUUGCUAGUGCAUUGUCCUACCUGCAUCAUGAUUGUGAUCCGCCAAUCAUUCACAGGGAUGUAUCAAGCAACAACAUUCUUUUGAAUUCACAGCUCGAAGCAACUCUUUCUGACUUUGGAACUGCGAGGAUUUUGGAACUUGAUUCAUCAAAUCAAACAGUCAUUGCGGGCACCUUUGGUUACAUGGCACCGGAGCUAGCUUAUACCAUGGUGGUCACUGAAAAGUCCGAUGUGUAUAGCUUUGGCGUUGUGGUGCUGGAAACGCUGUUUGGAAAGCAUCCACAAGAUUUCCUUUCCUCCUUUUCAUCACAACCCAAUGAACCAAUACUGCUGAAGGAUCUUCUUGAAGCCCGUCUGCCCCCUCCGACUAACCCUUUGGUGGUUCGAAAUGUGGUUGUCGCAACAGCGUUAGCCCUGGAUUGCGUCAACGCAAACCCGAAAUGUCGACCAACAAUGCAGCAAGUGGUGAACCGAUUUGAAGAGGGCAGGCGAGAAUCAACUAGGCCCUUGCACACCAUUGCUGUGAAUCAGCUUGUUAGUCCUCCAGUACCUUCACUGCCUGACCAAACCUACACGGAAGUUUAAGCACCACGAAUGGCUUUCGUGUGGAUAUCUCUGCGGUCAUCCAAUUUUUCUAUCGAUGUUUCUACCUGCCUAUAAUAUUUACACCAAAGGAGAAAUUGAAUUCACUUGUUGUCUUUAUCUAUGUAGGUGAAUUCUAGGCAGAGCCAAUCUAACACUUUGCAAUUCCGAGUCUAGAUUUAAAGAAA